Messenger RNA from Entelurus aequoreus (snake pipefish), 3256 nucleotides. RefSeq names its product lysophosphatidylglycerol acyltransferase 1 (gene lpgat1). The record is from RefSeq and is a predicted model, not a curated record. Gene Ontology annotation, molecular function: acyltransferase activity. Gene Ontology annotation, cellular component: endomembrane system. NCBI's taxonomy places the organism in Eukaryota, Metazoa, Chordata, Actinopteri, Syngnathiformes, Syngnathidae. Bases 498 to 1616 code for a protein of 372 amino acids. The transcript has 8 exons.
GAUAACGGGUGCCACCGAAACAUCGCCGUCCACAACGUCUCCCCCCCCCUCCCUCCCCUCCCGCCGGGCGCCGCGGCGAUUGACGCCUUAACCGCGCGUCUCUUUCAUCCGGAGGGAGCGAAGGCGAGAGCGUGGAAUAGCGACCUAACCUGGCGGCGAUGAUGGCUCACUGUGGAAUGAUCCCGGUGUCUGACCGCGAUGGAGCCGACCGCGCUCAAGUGGAGCUAGCUAGCUAGCGAGCUAGCGAGGGAUUCACCCACAGCUCCCCGGACAACGUCGCCUAAAUGGGUCUGAUAGCGGUUUUAACGCGAGGGGGUUGUUGAAAAAAAUAAAUCAAAUAUCAACACGUUCCCGUUAUAUUUGGCAAAACAAGGACUGGCCAUGUCUACCACUAGGAAAAGGGCUACUUUAUUGCUUUAGGUUUGCUGCUUCAACACGUUUAGCCUUUUGCUAUCUUUGGAUGCUUCCGUGACCAUAUUAAGGCGGAGAGGAUCACGAUGGCCCAGCUGGUGGACGAGGCCGGGAAACUGGGCUGGGUUCUGCUCAAGUCGGUGCUGCGCUUCGUGUUCAUGUUCCUCAAUAACUGUGUGGCCAUCCCGUCCUACUGCCUCUGCCUGCUGGUGCUGCAGCCGCUGAGAAUAUGGCACCGGUUCACUUUCUGGCAGCUGGAAGGAAUGAUGUUUAAAUGGAUGCUGGCCAUGGUGUCGUCCUGGGGUUGGCUUGCAGGUUACACGGUAACGGAGUGGGGUGAUGAUGUGCGGCCCAUCUCUGAAGACGAAGCCAUGGUCAUUGUCAACCAUCAAUCCACGGGAGAUGUGUGCACGCUCAUGAUGUGCCUGCAAGACAAGGGCACGGCGGUACAAAAAAUGAUGUGGUUGAUGGACCAUGUGUUCAAAUACACAAACUUUGGCCUCGUGUCGCUCAUCCAUGGGGACUUCUUCAUCAGACAGGGUAAAGCCCACCGAGACAAGCAGUUGAUCUACCUUAAGGAUCACCUAGACAAAUACUACCACAGCCGCGACAGGAAGUGGAUAGUGCUGUUCCCCGAGGGCGGCUUCCUGCGCAAGCGGAGGGAAACCAGCCAAACGUUUGCCAAAAAGCAUUCGCUCCCCCACCUGACCCACGUCACGCUGCCUCGCCUCGGAGCCACCCAGGUCAUCCUGAAAACUCUUUCAGCCCAGCAUGAGAACGGCAGCGUGGGCAACGAGAGCGGAACCUCCAACCAGACAGCUAAAAAGCGUAAAGGCCUGCAGUGGGUGAUAGAUGUGACCAUAGCUUAUCCCAAAGCACGGCCCAUGGAUAUUCAGACAUGGAUUUUUGGAUACAGGCCGCCGACAGUCACUCAUGUCCACUACAGGAUGUACCCUAUUAAAGAGGUUCCUGUCAAGGAGGAAGCUCUGACGGCCUGGCUGUAUCAGAGGUUUGUGGAGAAAGAGGAGUUGCUGGCCCACUUCUACGACACAGGUGCGUUCCCGCCUCAGGACGGAGAGAGGCACGCGGCCUCCCGGCAAAUGACCCUUGACCCCGUGUGGCUGUGCGUGGUCCAGUCGUUGGCGUUCGUCUCCGGCCUGGUGUGGUACAGCGCCCUGCAGCACCUCUACUGCUGCCUGUUUUGAGGACGCCGACGAGGCCAGCAGGUAGCGCCUGGGGAUCGGAUGGCCCCUCCCCCUUUCCGUGGAUGAAUGUACAAUACCGGCGAGACUAAAACCCUGCGGGGGUUUGGGGAGGCCGGGGGGGCGGGGGGGGGGGGGGACCACAUUUAUGAAUUUACAGCCCUCACACAUCACAGCUGUCAUGUUGAUGUUUACACAUACACACGGUCAUACAUUUGAAGUCAAAGACUCAGGACUCCUUCCGUCGUAGUUCCAUAAAGUGAGAGUCGUCCGCCUCGUUCGGUUCUUUCCAGGCGGACCAAACGGACGCCGUGCCGCACCCCCCCCCCCCCCUCCCCCCUCCUUGGCCCACUUUGCACUAACUGCUCCCAAUCCCAGGAUGUAUUCCUGAACGGUAGCUGCCUAGAUUCUAUGAUUUCUCCACCACCACCACAGCAGCCAGCCAGCCAGCACACUUUCUUUGUGGUAGUUUUUGUUUUGGAGCUGAUGUGGCGGCGAUGAUGUUUACACUGGCAGCUCAACAGCAUCCAACUGGAAGGGGCGAAGGAGAUGAGGCGCGUGCCGACUGAGAGGCUUUUUGUCAUCCCCGCCCUGCAUACUUUGACACUGAUUUAAAGCCAUGUAUGUUCCCGUCAAACAUAUUCGCAUUGGAAAAGCAAAGCUUUGAGAAAUGGCAUCAGUACCUUUUUCUUUUUUUCUCCACCUUUCCCCCCCCCCCCCCAUGAUUUAAUAUGCUUCAUGUGGUAUUACAAGUUUGAUUUGAUUUUUAAUGAGACAAAUCCUCUGUACAUAACAUAACUCCAAAUGGCAGCAACAUCUCUCAAAGUCUGUGAAUAAUCCCCACACCACUUUUCUUUUCUUUCCCCCCCACCCAGGACAAUGAUUUGUCAUUUGGUAAACGAAUACAGUGUUGUUGGUUUUUGAGCAGGACGUUUUUAGAGAUCCGGUGUGAACCUCCAACUGUUGUAAGCCUCGGCCAACAUACUAGGAGACCACAUUCCCAAGACAUGCAGUAAUCCGUUUGGGCCGACGGUUCCAAAGUGGCGGAGCUGAAAUUGGGCCAGCGAGGACAAGGAGUGACGGUACUGCUGAUGUUUUAUUUUUGUUUGGGUUGACUUAUUUGUCAUUUGCUUAGCCAAAUUUUAUUUGAGAAAAAAUAUUGUUCUUAUUAUUAUUAUUAUUAGAAGUUCAGCAGUUGUUAUUACUAAAAAAAAAGAAAAAGAAAUGCAUUUAAAAUGCGUUGUUUUGUUGCAGGCCUCAAUUCUGUGUCACUGUCAGCAGAAAGUGUGUGAAAUGUAAAAACAAAAAAAAACAAAACAAAAAAAAAGGGGGGGAAAAGAAAUGCUUCCUAACUUAGCUGGUUUAAAAAAAAACAUUUUAAAAAAUGUUGUGUGUCAUUCACUGGCCCUUUUCAGAUGUUUUUUUUGUUUUUUUUAAUUACAGUGUGUUUCCAAAGAAAGGCAGGGAAGUGAUGUUUUCCUAGAUGUGGUUUUAGGAAAUAAACACAAUAGGAAUUAAAACAAAUGAUAUUAGAUCUGUCUGUAAUUUUCCCAUUUUGUACUUCUCCUUUCAAUUCCUAGUUACACAGCCAUUUUACAACACAAAAACUUGUGCUGGAAUAAAACAUCAAAUAUCCCAAACGU